CAGGAAGUAAAGCGACUACCACAAAACCGGGCGUGGUGGCAGAAGCGCGUCGCCUUCCAUUCGGCUGCAUCCGAUAAACACGCAACGUAUGUGGUGGCUCAGCAACAUUAGCUACACGACAACCGCAACGACGAAAGAGUGGGAAAAUGUCUGCAACGACCACAGCAGCAAAGUACGUGAAAGAAAAGGACCGCUGUCGUCGACGGCUGGAACAUCUUUGGCUGCAGCCUUAUGUUGUGUUGCGCAGAGCAGACAUCAGUGAAGCUAUUCGUCCUAAGCAGGAGGAGCCGGACCGCACACGCAUUAAAGACGAAGAUGUGGGCAAGGAGGUCCACCACUUCAAUGAACAAAUGGAGCAGAAGUUUCUUUGCACUAUAAAAGAGGAGGAGCGGCCUUGUCAGAAAGAGGACGGAGAGGACUCUUGCGACAUCAAAAAGGAGGAGGAAGAUACCUGCGAGAUGCCAUUGACUGGUGUACUUGUGAAGCGUUUAGAUGAGGCUCAACGUGAGGUGAGCAAAGGGGCGGAGCCUCCAAACUGCAGCUCAAGUCCAGAUAUGACCAGAGAAGGUGAUGGAGACCACUGUGGGGGAUCACAAGCAGCUUCACCAUCAGAUAGUGAUGAUGUGUUUUCACAUGUUCCUGCUGCUGCUGAUGAUGACUCUCAAAACAAACACAGGCAAUGUUCUCACUGUGGAAUUUGUUUUGCUCAUAGCAGUAGUUUGAAACAACACACGAGAAUGCACACAAGAAAGAAAAACUUUUCCUGUUCAGAUUGUGGCCAAAAGUUCUCUCAGAGGAGACAUUUAAAUACGCACACAUUAACCCACACUGGCGUGAAACCUUUUUCAUGCUCAGAUUGUGGCCAAAAAUUCUCUCACAGGGGAAGUUUAAAUAUGCACACAAGAAUCCACACUGGUGAGAAACCUUUUUCAUGUUCAGUUUGUGGCCAAAAAUUCCACACGGGGUGGCAUUUGAAUACGCACACAAGAACCCACACUGGCGAGAAACCUUUUUCAUGCUCAGUUUGUGGCCAGAAAUUCUCUCUGAGUGGAUCUUUAAAAAUUCAUACAAGAAUCCACACUGGUGAGAAACCUUUUUCAUGCUCAGUUUGUGGCCAAAAGUUCUCUCAGAGGGGAACUUUAAAUAGGCACACAAGAAUCCACACUGGCGAGAAACCUUUUUCAUGCUCAGUUUGUGGCCGGAAAUUCUCUCAUAGGGUACGUUUAAAUACGCACACAAGAAUCCACACUGGUGAGAAACCUUUUUCAUGCUCGGUUUGUGGGCAAAAGUUCUCUCGGAGGGGACAUUUAAACACGCACACAUUAACCCACACUGGCGAGAAACCUUUUUCAUGCUCAGUUUGUGGCCAAAAGUUCUCCUGUUGGCAAAGUUUAAAUAUACACACAAGAAUCCACACUGGCGAGAAACCUUUUUCAUGCUCAGUUUGUGGCCAAAAAUUCUCUCAGAGGGGAACUUUAAAUAUGCACACAAGAAUCCACACUGGUGAGAAACCUUUUUCAUGCUCAGUUUGUGGCCAAAAGUUCUCUCAGAGGGGAAAUUUAAAAAAGCACACAAGAAUCCACACUGGCGAGAAACCUUUUUCAUGCUCAGUUUGUGGCCAGAAAUUCUCUCGGAGGGCAAGUUUAAAUAUGCACGCAAGAAUCCACACUGGUGAGAAACCUUUUUCAUGCUCAGUUUGCGGCCAAAAAUUCUCUCGGAGGGGAGAUUUAAACACGCACACAAGAAUCCACACUGCCGAGAAACCUUUUUCGUGAUCAGUUUGUGGCCGAAAAUUCAGUCAUAAGCAUCACUUAAACAGGCAUACAAGAAUCCACAUUGGCGAGAAACCCUUUUAAAGCUCAGUUCGGCCAAACAGUCUCUCAGGGUAAACUUAAUCAGGCACGCAGGAGCCAAAGAGUCUCUGUUAAGAAUUCCGAGUGUUUUGGAGAGAUGAGCAAUGAUCCAUGAAGUUCUCACCUUCUAUCUGAGCAGACUUUAUGAGUUUAUGCAUCAGUGAUCGUUCUAUUCUAGUAUGCACCUUUUGAUUGAGAUGCUGAACUCCUUUAAGUUCAAUUCAUUUUAGUUUUACCUAUGAAUUUGAAAAUAAAGUGAACCGGCCUCGGGAUGAUACUAGUUUUGUAUUUUUCAUGAUACCUGGAGUUUAUUUUGUUUUUAGUUGUGUGUUCAUAUUUAGGGCAAGUUGCUUGGUGUCGGUUCAGGAUUUAGUUUUGUUCAGCUUUUCAUGUUCAUGCCUGGAAAGCGGACUUUAAACCGAUGAUGUGGAUAAGAAAAAUGAAAUAGUGUUGGAUAUCCCCCAUUUUUCUUCAACUGUCUUUUUUGUUACUUUACCUUACUAAUAACAUGUUAAAAUGUACUUGAGAUGUAUUAAGACAUUUCAUUAAAGAGUUGUUUACUUCACAGUA
Molecule: messenger RNA, 2423 nt
Organism: Syngnathus typhle (broad-nosed pipefish)
Lineage: Eukaryota; Metazoa; Chordata; Actinopteri; Syngnathiformes; Syngnathidae
Product: gastrula zinc finger protein XlCGF57.1-like
Exons: 3
Coding region: 147-1775 (542 amino acids)
Biological process (GO): regulation of transcription by RNA polymerase II
Molecular function (GO): RNA polymerase II cis-regulatory region sequence-specific DNA binding; DNA-binding transcription factor activity
Source: RefSeq, a predicted model, not a curated record